Messenger RNA from Miscanthus lutarioriparius, 990 nucleotides. The record is from the annotation of a GenBank genome assembly. NCBI's taxonomy places the organism in Eukaryota, Viridiplantae, Streptophyta, Magnoliopsida, Poales, Poaceae.
AUGACGACGCACCAGCACCAAGGCGCCACCGACGUGUCGUCGCCGUCAUGGCCGAGCGCCGGCCCUCCCACGGCUGCGCCAGUGGCGGCCGCCUCGGGUGGCGCCAUGAUGCCCGGCGGCGCCAUCACCGUGGCCGGCUCUAUCGUGAUCUUUGUGGUCAUCUCCAUCGGCCUCCUCUCCCUGCAGUACUGCUUCGACGCGUGGGACAGGGAAAACCACGGCGCCCGGCCCCGAGGACGCCGCCGCCGUGGCGACGACGGGACGGCGGGUUCGAAUGGUGGUGGAGUCCGGACUCGGGGCGUCGACCCGGAGCUGCUGCGCUCCCUGCCAGUCACGGUGUACCGCGCCGCUGCGCCGGGGUCGAAGGAGGACGCGGUGGAGUGCUCGGUGUGCCUCGCGGAGCUCGAGGACGGCGAGGAGGCGCGGUUCUUGCCCCGCUGUGGCCACGGCUUCCACGCCGAGUGCGUCGACAUGUGGCUGGCGUCCCACACUACCUGCCCGCUCUGCCGGCUCGCCGUCUCCAAGCCCGACCCCGGCUCGUCUCAAACCCCAACGCCAGCCUCGGCUCUUCGUCCGCUCCCUCCGGAGCCGGCGAACCCUCCCAGGAGUGUGCUUCUCGGGGUCUCCGACCAGGGCGCGGUCACCGCGGUGAACAUGACCAGUAACGACGGAGAUGACACGACCGCUUCGGCUUCCACUGCCGCUGCGCCCGUUCCGGUGAUCGAGAUUCCUGAGUUGGCGCCCGUGCCGACGCCGACCCCGUGCGACGCGGCCAAGUCGUCGCCGGUCUCAGCGAGGCCGAGGUCGUUUCGGAGGCUGUGGAGCUUCGGAAGGCAAGGCCCCAGCUCGAGCUCCUCCUGCACCUGCGGCGGCGCCGGCGAAGUAGCCGACGUGGAGCAGGGUAUGGGCGUUACCAUUGGCGUGGUCGUCGCGGAAGCGCAACUGCCAUCAGAGGCCACGGCCGGUGUGGCUCAGGGAUCUGCCGUGUAG